This is a messenger RNA of Acanthosepion pharaonis, 480 nucleotides long. Lineage: Eukaryota; Metazoa; Mollusca; Cephalopoda; Sepiida; Sepiidae. The record is from the annotation of a GenBank genome assembly.
AUGAAUACCAAAAUCUACAAGAAGGUUCUUCUCUUUCUUGUGGCUCUAGCAGUUGGAAGUUUGGCUGGUAGUGGAAUCUUAGUACUCAUUCCAGAGGGUUUUCAAAUUGCUGGUGACCAUGAUAAAAAACCGGAUUAUCUUUGGAUGGGAACCACCAUCAUGGGAGGCAUCUAUCUUUUCUUUUUAAUUGAAAGAUUUCUCAAGUUAAUUUUGCAAUGGAGAAAGGAAAUCAUUUCAAAGAAUAUCAUUGGAAAUUGUGAAGUAAACUCAUCUAAACCAAUUCAAACUGUUGCCUGGAUGAUCAUCUUUGGAGAUGGUCUUCAUAACUUUAUUGACGGCCUCUCAAUUGGUGCAGCAUUUACAUCCAGUAUUAUGACUGGACAGUAUACAAAGCAAAGGAAAAGGACACAAUCUCUCUCUCUCUCUCUCUCUCUCUCUCUCUCUCUCUCUCUCUCUCUCUCAAACCACAAGAUGCCAUAG